AAUAAGGAAAAAUGAAAAACCCACAACAGGUGUUUGUGUAUUGUUUUUUGUGAAUUUUUUCUCGAAUGACUGAAAUAUUUCGUAUUGAAUCACUGCCCUCAAAGUGCCCCCUGUUAUGUUCCUCUAGGUGUGAAGGAUAUCGUUUGGGAGUUGGACACAAGUUGGAAAUUGCGAGUUUUCGUUUGGAAUUUUGAGGUUGGAACAAAUUGGUCAUUGAUUUUCCACACUCCUCUUAUUGGUUUUUCGGCUGUUGUAAUCGAUUUGGAUUGAUUGGAUAACGGAGUAUGAAGAAUACGUCUAGACAAGAGAGGGCCAAAUCUGGAAGUUUUGUAAUAAUGCGACACCUUCGACACUGGUAGGUCUGCUACGCGUAUCUUCGAAAUCUAGUACGGGAGUUUUCGCGGUUUGAGUUGGAGUUUUUCCAUUCUGGUUGGAAAAUCAUGGAGUUCAGGCGUGGAAAAUCGGAAAGGCGCACACGGAGAUUGACAAAGACUGGCCUGGAGUCAUGGUUCAAGGGUGGAAGCAACAAAAACCCCACGUCUGGAAGCAGGCCGACUUCUCUGGCUGUUUCCGGUCUGAAUGCGGACCAGGACCUGGGUGAACCAGACGAUUCUAUACGAGAAUUCGAGAAGCUGAUCAACAGCAUGAGCGAGAAGGAAGUCAACGCUAAAUUCGAGGAGAUGCUGAGCGACAUGAACCUCAAUGACGACAAGAAGAAGCCGCUUCGCAACAUGGACCUGAAGCAGAAGCGCAAGAUGCUGCUGAUGAAGUGCAAGGGGUCGGUGCAGGGCCCCGACCACAAGUUCGACAAGCCGCAGGAGUACCACGCCUACCUCGACCAGUACUCGAAGCCCGAGUACCAGUCGCUCAGCAAGUUGCUCAACUGCGUCGAAUCGCUCAGGAUAUCGCUGACGAACAACACGUUGGGAUGGGUGAACGACUUCGGUUCAGACGGACUGGACAAGAUACUCAAGGUGCUAGAGAUAGCGCUCAGAAACAACGACACGAAAUUGCAGUGGGAAUGCCUGCGAUGCACGGAAAAAUACAUGAACAACACGAUAGGACUGAAAUCUUUCCUGAACAACACGAAAGGCCAUAACAUAGUCGCCAGGUGUCUGAAUCACGAGAAGCCACAGGUUAUGAUUCAGGCUCUUAGGAUUUUGGCACCUCUGUGCCUGGUGCCCGGCACCGACGGCAUGAACACCGGCCUGGAAAAAACGCUGAGCGCCGUCACCAAGGUGGGCGAGGACAGGAAGAUCGAGAGAUUUGCACCUAUAGUGAACGGUAUCACCAAAUCGAACAACGCCGACCUACAGAGCAUGUGUUUCCAAUUCAUAAACGCGAUGUUGUCGCAAACCGACGACUUCGAGUUCCGGAUGCAUCUCAGGAACGAGAUCGUCAGAAACGGACUAUAUGACUACUUGGCCGACCUGAAGAACGAGACAAAUCCCUUGGUGAAGACGCAGUUCGACAUUUUCGAGGCGGAGAAGGAGGCGGACGCGGACGAGCUCCACGAACGCUUCGACAAGAACAGACUGGACAUGGACGACAUACAGGACUGCUUCGAGGUGCUGAAGAACACCACGUUAGAGACGCCGGCCGAGCCCUAUUUCCUCAGCAUCUUACAGCACCUGCUGUUCGUCAAGGACGACGUGCACAUAAGGCCAGCCUAUUUCAAGAUAAUAGAGGAGUGCGUGUCGCAGUUGGUCCUGCACAAGUCCGGUCUGGAUCCCGACUUUACGAAGAAGCACUUUGACCUGGAUCUACAGCCCCUGCUUGACGAACUGAAGGAAAGACCGAUCGAAAACGACAACGCCAAAGUGGAGGAGCUGAAGAAGCAGCUCGAGGAGGCGCUGGCGGCCAAGUCCGAGGCCGAGGCCAAGCUUGACCUGCUCAUCGGCAAAGAGGGGUGCUCGCAGGAGAGCGGCAAGUUGGAUCCGGCCAAGGUAGCCAGCAUAGGCAAGGCCCUUGCUCCUCCGCCGCCUCCGAUGCCCGGCUCUGGUGGCCCCCCCGCCCCUCCCCCGCCUCCUAUGCCCGGUACGAUGGGAGGGGGCGGGCCGCCUCCGCCGCCCAUGCCGGGAAUGGGUGGACCCCCUCCGCCGCCUAUGCCUGGAAUGGGAGGACCGCCGCCUCCUCCUAUGCCUGGGAUGGGCCCGCCUCCACCCAGGAUGCCCGGCAUGGGCCCCCCGCCCCCCAUACCUCCGCCGGGCAUGAUGGCGCCCCUUGGGGGUGCCCCUGGUAUGAACACUUUGCCUCACGGUCUCAAGCCCAAGAAGAAGUGGGAGAUCAGCGGGCCGCUCAAGAAGGCCAACUGGAAAACGAUAACCCCGCAAAAAAUGACAGAGAAAGCGUUCUGGUUGAAGGUGCAAGAAGAAUCCUUGGCUUCUUCAAAUAUCCUCGAUGAACUGGCCCAGAAAUUCUCCUCGAAGCCUGCCAAACAAUCGGCUGACGUUGCUGACAAGGGAUACAGCACGGGCACUCUCAAGAAGGUCAAACAGCUCAAAGUGUUGGAUAGCAAGGUGGCUCAGAAUAUAAGUAUUCUUCUCGGCGGUUCGCUCAAACACAUGGAAUACGAUGAGAUCAAGAGGUGCCUGCUGAAGUGCGACGAUGAAAUCUUAACUGCCAACGUUGUGGAGCAACUUAUACAGUACUUACCGCCCACGGACCAACUGAACAAGCUCCAGCAGUACAAGGACUCGUACAAGGACCUGACCGAGGCCGAGCAGUUCUGCCUCAAGAUAUCGGAGGUUAAACGUCUGCUGCCCAGGUUGAAAUCGCUCAGUUUCAAGCACCACUACCAGGAGAUGGUACAGGACGCCAAACCGGAUAUUGUGGCGGCUACAGCGGCCUGCGAGGAGGUGAGGAAGAGCAAGAAGUUCCACAAGAUACUCGAGUUGAUCCUGCUGCUCGGGAACUACAUGAACAGCGGGAGCAGGAACGCGCAAGCCUUCGGGUUCGAGAUGAGCUUCUUGACCAAGUUGAAUGGUACAAAGGACGUUCACAACAAAUCGACCCUGCUACACUUCAUCGUGGAGACUGUCGAGAAAAAUUUCCCCGAACUGCUCAAUUUCCACGAUGAGAUGCCACACAUCGACAAGGCCAGCCGCGUGUCGAUGGACACCAUCCAGAAGACGUUGAAACAGAUGGACAGCAGCAUAAGGAACCUGCAGACGGACGUCGCCAACAACAGGGUGCCCCAGAGCGACGACGACAAGUUCCUGGAGGUCAUGGAGGCGUUCGCCAAGGUGGCCAGGGAGCAGUGCGACGUCAUGCAGAACAUGUUCAAGAAGGUGGAGAACCUCUAUCAGGAACUGGCCGAGUACUACGUGUUCGACGGGCAGAAGUACGCGUUGGAGGAGUUCUUCACCGAUCUGAAGACGUUCAAGGACAGUUUCAUCGAAGCGAGAAAAGAGAACGAGAAAGAAAGGGAGCUUAUUGAGAAGAGGGAGAAGGCUAGAUUGGCGAAAGAGAAGGCUGAUAGGGAGAAGAAAGAGAGGGAGGCAAGGAAUAAAGCUUUGAUCGAUAUGAAUCCAACGGAAACGCAAGAGAGUGUCAUGGAUAGUUUACUCGAAGCGUUACAAACAGGCAGUGCAUUCAGUAGGGAACAGAAGAGGAAAAGGGCACAUAGACCAGCUGGAGCUGAAAGAAGGGCGCAACUUGUGAGGUCGAGGUCGAGGACAGGUCUGAUAGCUGGUAGAGAAUUAACGAGCGAAAUAAUGACAUGAUGAGUGGAGGUUACCGGCGAUGCGACGCGUCUGUUCGUAAGUAACGAAAUAUGACACACACAAACACAAUAUGUACAUAAUUAAUAGAUUCACGGAAGGAGCGAUGCGAAAAAAAUUGUUCAUUCUAGCGAUGUAUAGAAUUUAUAUUCUUUGGCGGUUCGCCCUUGAGGCGACCGCGAUGAGAGAUCUGAAGUGUAUUUUUAAUUUUUGAUACAGUGAUAUGUUUUCCGUUGAAGAACUUGUGAUUGUAUAAACUUGAAGUAGAAAGAUGAAAUAUUUUUAAUAUCUAAUAAAUUAUUAUCUGUUUUUUA
Coccinella septempunctata (seven-spotted ladybird) is the source of this 4036-nucleotide messenger RNA. It is a transcript of the gene dia, whose product is annotated as protein diaphanous. Lineage: Eukaryota; Metazoa; Arthropoda; Insecta; Coleoptera; Coccinellidae. Gene Ontology annotation, cellular component: cytoplasm; actin filament. The record is from RefSeq and is a predicted model, not a curated record. Gene Ontology annotation, biological process: actin cytoskeleton organization; actin filament polymerization. Bases 441 to 3725 code for a protein of 1094 amino acids. Gene Ontology annotation, molecular function: actin binding; microtubule binding; small GTPase binding. The transcript has 21 exons.